AUGGCUGCAUCUUCUGCAGAUAAUGACCUCAUAAACUUCGACAUCAUAGAGAUACACAAAGAAAACAUCCAAUCGCUGCCCGGUGGACGAUCAGCACGACAACUAGCAUCCAUUCUGUCACCUUUGUCUUCCGGAAGCACGGCUGGCAGCUUGAAGUUGAAGAAUGCUCCAACUUUGGAUGAGACAAAGACUCUGAACGACGCCAUUCGACAGGAGUACGAAGUUGAGCUGCAAUCAAUAGCAGACUCCGAUGACCCUCUAGACAUCUACGAUCGAUACGUCAAAUGGACACUCAAUGCAUAUCCUUCCGCCCAAGCAACACCGCAGUCGCAAUUACUUCCUCUACUCGAGCGUGCGACGAAAGCAUUUCUCACCUCCUCACAUUACAAGAACGAUCCCCGAUAUCUGAAGCUUUGGUUGCACUACAUUCGACUAUUCUCCGACACUCCUAGAGAGACUUUUGCAUUUCUUGCUCGACAUAGCAUCGGCGAAGGACUUGGUCUAUUCUAUGAAGAGUUUGCCUCCUGGCUAGAAGGCGCCGACAGAUGGCUUCAAGCGGACGAAGUCUACAAGUUGGGCAUUCAACGAGAAGCCAGACCUGCAGAGCGGUUACUGCGAAAGUACAAUCAGUUCCAACAGAGAUAUGAGACGCGUCCUCAUUCAGCGGAUGAACCAAGCUCUCCAGCGCUUCCAACGGUCCGUCCAGCUCUGGCAGCUAAAAUUGAUCCAUUCGCAUCUGCACAUCGGGACGAAGAGCCUCACGCACAACGUCAGCAAAGUGGGGCAAGCGGAACUGGUGCAUCCUCGCGAUCAGGCAAGCCUAAAAUGGCAAUCUUUUCAGAUGCUGAUAGUGCGGCAUCGGCUGCUGCACCAUCAACCUCUAGAACCACCAAAGGCUGGGACUCAAUCGGCUCGAUGAAGGAGCGGAAGAAAGAAAACACUGUUGAAGCGCGGCCUUGGGCAGGAGAGACACUGAAGGCUGGCAAGAAGGUGGGCGCAGCAGCAAAGAUGGAUAUUUUCAAAGAUCCGAAUGAAUCACAUUCGAGAAGAAACCCCUCCCAAGCUGUUCCGAAAGAUUCUAGACAGGGUACCGCGACAAUUAAUCCUCGUACGGGACGUUCAGAACAAGUAUUCGUGGAUAUCGAUGCGGUUUAUCCGGCCGAUAGCAACACCGAGUUCAGUUUCGAAGAGCUCCGCGCCAUUUCACGAGGAUGGUUUCAGAAAUCCUGGAGGGACCGACCACGGCCCUCAUCAAAGCACAUGGAGCCCUUAAAAGAAUCGAUGCGGAAUCUGACUAUUGCAGAGUCACCAGCCCCUAAGUCCACGGAAACGGAAGACAUUGAAAAUCGGAGCCAAUCUCCUCAACAGGAAGAUUUGACCAGUCAAGACGCCACGAAUAUCAGCAUCCAUGAUGUGUCGACCCAAUCAAUGGUGGGAAUGCCGGAACCAACGCAGAAUCCUCAUCCCAGGUCUCAGACCCCGAAGCAGAAAGAAAAGAAACUGAAGGUCAGAGAGGUAAAACAAGAGACCCAAACAGUCAAGACCCGCCUCGAGUCUCCAACAAAGAGCAAGAAGAUGACAAGGAAGAACUCGGCUGCCGCUGAGCCAACCAUGACAUUCCACUCGAAAGCGGCGACGAACGAGAUAUACGAUAUGUUCAACCAACCUCUUCGUAUACAAGACGGAGCAAGAGAUGAUACUCAAAGUGGAGACGAUGGUGACUUCACUGAGGGUGACUUGGAUGAUGGCUAUAGUACUGCGGGUGAUGGUGAGAGCACCGGUACGGGCAGAGCGUCUAUUCAUGGAAGUGAAUAUGGCGACGACACGCUCUCUUCUCUUCAACGCGACAGCCAAUCCCACACUCAGCCUGAAAGUGUGUCACCCUGGUCUGACUUCACUGCCAGCAAGCAUGUGCCUUCUCUUCCGAUAGAUGGUUCCGGAAAGAAGGCGUCCAGAAAACAUCCACGAAGUAAGACUUCUCGCAAACCGCCGCGUUCCAUCAGUGAUGACAUGGCUGAGAGCAUGGAUUCUUCAAGUCAAAAUCCCACGCAAACAUCGGGCUUAGGUGGUUUUGACACUCAGGCUAUUGCCGCCAUCGCCAACGCAGACUUUGAAGACAUGGACACAAAGGCCAUUGCUUUGCUUGCAGGAGACGUUUUUGAGGAUGAAGUUGAGACCGGCCCCACCGAUGAGGUCGCCAACCCACCUGAGACUGCAGGCAUCCCCUCGCAGACUGCCUUGGAAACACAGAAUCAGGGAGAUGACGCUGAUACCUCGUCCUCCAAAGACGCUGUCUUCACACCUGUUGACGAAGAUUUAGCUGAGCGCUAUGAAAUCCAGAACCCGCCGCGAUUUGUUCCCAUCCCACCCGUCGACUAUGACCCAAUGCCGAUGCGUUCAUACCGCGAUCCGAACCUCGUGGCCCAGAACAAGCUCCCUUUCAUGACCCCGAUAGUAGAGAGGACAGAAAGCUCAUUUGCGCCGUCAACAGUUUUCAAUGAUCCAGACUAUUUCGACUCAAAGACACCAAGCCGUUCAGCCCGCGACCUCUAUGACAGCCCGUCCAGGCCUCAUGUCGAAAACUUGCUGCUGAGCAGUCCCGCACAACCGCAUGGCAGCCCUCGAUCUUCAGCUAAGAGACAGAUCAGUCUGAACAAUGCUGGUGCCGAUGAGGAGUUCAAUGGUUCCCCGAGGAAGAAAGGGCCCCUAUUGCGGGCGGCAACUGACGCCGAUUCUGACCUUGAUCUUCAAUCAUCUAGACUCAGUCCAGUGAAGGUAGCGGCCGGCCUCAAGAGCCCAAUAUUGCCAACUGAAACAAAGAAACGUGGUGCUCUCCAACAAACCAAAAUCCACAAAGGGCCAGUGGUGUUGGACUUGCAGUGUAAUCCUUGCGAUGAUGCAGUCCGGCAGCAGAUCCUGUCCACAAUUUACCCGCCGCUGUCCUCCUAUACUGGCUACAAUGACUACUCGGAGCAGAUGAACAGUCAAUACCAGGCGCUGAAGACUUAUGCGGAGAAGACAGCCAAGCAUAAGACCAAAGGAAGUCCAAGAAAGAAUCAGGGUGACAAGACACCUAACAAAGUAGGAGCACCAGUUCUUAGACUUCAGGGUACAGCCCAGGUGUAUGCCGUGAGGCGACAGCUGGGAGAGGGUGCCUUUGCUCCAGUUUAUCUUGUCGAAAGCUGCAACUCAGGCGAGACAGCUGGUGCUGAUGAUGACAAGGAGAAUGUCACCCCGGGCCCUUCUCAACCAUCUGGCCGCGGUGACCUGGAGGCAGUCAAGACUGAAGCACCUCCCGGAACGCUUGUGUGGGAGUUUCACAUCUUGCGUCUUCUGCGGCAACGGCUUGGCCCAGCCUCGCGAACCAUGCAGUCCAUCAUCCUGGCCCACGAAUGCCAUCUGUAUCGCGAUGAAGCCUACCUUGUUCUGUCUUACAGUCCUCAAGGCACACUGCUUGACUUGGUCAACCUGGCUAGGAAUGAGAAUAUCAAAGCGGGAAAGAUUGCUGAAGGACUUGAUGAAGUCCUUGCCAUGUUCUUCAGUAUUGAGCUGCUCAGGACAUUAGAGGAUUUGCAUCGUGUUGGGAUUCUACACGGUGACCUAAAGGGUGACAACUGUCUUGUCAGAUUCGAGCCAAAUGUCGAGAUUGAGGGAGUGUUCGAUGCUGAAGGCAAAGACGGCUGGAGCGCCAAAGGACUGACGUUGAUUGACUUUGGCCGAGGUAUUGAUGUUCGAAUGUUCAAGCCUCAAGCUCAAUUCAUCGCCGAUUGGGCGUCAACUCCUCAAGACUGUGCCGAGAUUCGAGAAUGUCGACCUUGGAAAUACCAGAUCGACUAUCAUGGUGCGGCAGGUGUCAUCCACAGCUUGCUAUUCGGAAAAUACAUUGAAACCGUCCCGGCUGCUGGCGGUGGACUGGGGCAAAAGAAGGAAUGGAAGCUCAAGGACAAUGUCAAACGAUACUGGGAGAAGGACCUGUGGACCGAGCUGUUUACGAUGUUGCUGAAUCCGGGCAUUGCCUCUGGAGAGGAAAUGCCAAUCCAGAACAGCUUGAAGAGUAUCCGGACGAAGCUGGAGAAGUGGCUUCAUGAAGAGGGGGAGCGUGGUGGAAGAGAUCUGAGAGGAAGUCUACGGAAGAUGGAGCGACUGGUUCUUGUCAAAUAA
This is a messenger RNA of Exophiala aquamarina CBS 119918, 4161 nucleotides long. RefSeq names its product BUB protein kinase. Gene Ontology annotation, molecular function: ATP binding; protein kinase activity. Gene Ontology annotation, biological process: mitotic spindle assembly checkpoint signaling; protein phosphorylation; meiotic sister chromatid cohesion, centromeric. Lineage: Eukaryota; Fungi; Ascomycota; Eurotiomycetes; Chaetothyriales; Herpotrichiellaceae. The coding region runs from base 1 to 4161 and encodes 1386 amino acids. The transcript is spliced from 2 exons. The record is from RefSeq and is a predicted model, not a curated record.